Molecule: messenger RNA, 1814 nt
Organism: Nomascus leucogenys (northern white-cheeked gibbon)
Lineage: Eukaryota; Metazoa; Chordata; Mammalia; Primates; Hylobatidae
Gene: TRABD2A
Product: TraB domain containing 2A
Exons: 6
Coding region: 202-1572 (456 amino acids)
Biological process (GO): negative regulation of Wnt signaling pathway
Cellular component (GO): membrane
Molecular function (GO): metalloendopeptidase activity
Source: RefSeq, a predicted model, not a curated record
GGCCACCUAGGCGCGGGGCUGACCUGCGGGGGUGGGGUGGGGGGAGGGAGGUCGGGGCCCGGACCCACGUGGCGGCUGCUGCGGGGCUUACCCCAGCCCCGCCCGGAGGCGGCCCCGCGGCCCCGGCUAAGUAGGGCGGGCGGCCACCUCUGCCCUACUCCUUCCCUCUGCGUUCCGGGCCUCGGAGCCGCCGUGAGGAGGAUGAGUCCCUGGAGCUGGUUCCUGCUGCAGACCCUCUGCCUCCUGCCUACGGGCGCAGCUUCGCGGCGCGGGGUGCCCGGCGCCGCCAACUGCGAGCUCAAGCCCCAACAAAGUGAGUUGAAUUCCUUCUUGUGGACCAUUAAGCGAGACCCACCAUCUUACUUCUUUGGCACAAUCCAUGUCCCGUACACCCGAGUUUGGGACUUCAUCCCCGAGAACUCUAAGAAGGCUUUCCUGCAGAGCAGCGCUGUGUAUUUUGAGUUGGAUCUCACAGACCCCUAUACCUUCUCAGCUCUCACCAGCUGUCAGAUGCUGCCACAGGGCAAGAACCUCCAAGAUGUGCUCCCCAGGGACAUCUACUACCGCCUCAAGCGCCACCUGGAGUAUGUCAAGCUCAUGAUGCCCUUGUGGAUGACCCCAGACCAGCGUGGCAAGGGGAUCUACGCAGACUACCUCUUCGAUGCCAUUGCCGGAAACUGGGAGCGCAAGAGGCCUGUCUGGGUGAUGCUCAUGGUCAACUCCCUGACUGAAGUGGCCAUUAAGUCCCGUGGGGUGCCUGUCUUAGACCUAUUCCUUGCCCAGGAGGCUGAGCGGCUGAGGAAACAGACUGGGGCAGUAGAAAGGGUGGAAGAGCAGUGCCAUCCAUUGAAUGGGUUGAACUUUUCACAGGUUCCCAAUUUUAUUAAUGCCACGCUACUGCCUCAGGAGCGCAUCACUGCUCAGGAGAUUGACAGCUACUUACGCCGGGAGCUGAUCUACAAGCGAAAUGAGAGAAUAGGGAAGCGGGUGAAGGCCCUUUUGGAGGCGUUCCCUGACAAAGGCUUCUUCUUUGCCUUUGGAGCUGGUCAUUUCAUGGGCAACAACACAGUGCUGGAUGUUUUGCGGCGUGAAGGCUAUGAGGUAGAACACACCCCUGCUGGACGACCCAUCCACAGAAGGAAGAGUAAAAAGACCUCCACACGGCCCACUCCGUCCACGAUCUUUGCUCCAAAAGUCCCUACCGUGGAAGUACCGGCACCAGAAGCCGUAUCCUCAGUGCACUCAACGCUGCCGCCCCUUGUGUCCCGGCCUGGAAGUGCCGACCCGCCCAGUGAGGCCGAGCAGAAGUUACGGAAGAAGUGGAGGCGGCAACAGCGGAAGCAGCGACGCCGCCAUUUCAGGGAUCUGUGGGUCCACCUGGAGGAGAGUGACAUGGUCCCGCAACUCCAGGUCCCUGUCCUGGACAGGCAUAUCUCCACUGAACUGCAGCUCCCUCACCAUGGGCAUUCCCACCACAGCCAGAUGGUGGCCAGCAGUGCCUGCCUGUUUCUCUUGACUCCUGUGUUCUGGGUGCUGUUGCUGGCUGUCCAAACAGAGACAUCCCUCCUGUAACCACUGGAAGCACCAAGCGCCUGACUCCUUGGACUUGAAGAAUGGCCAUUCCUGUACUCCACAUUCUGGUCUAGCCUUGUUGGGCCCAAUCCAGGAGAAGAGACUUCUCCUGAAAAAGAAGCCCAGUGUUGAUUCUUCUUUCCAAGGAAUGUGACUUUGGAUUAUCCAACUUUGGGGGGAGGUGUCCAGUUUUGUAACAUAAUGAGUUGUGUGAAAAUAAAUUAUAAAUGAGUUGUAUGAAA